Molecule: messenger RNA, 591 nt
Organism: Parasteatoda tepidariorum (common house spider)
Lineage: Eukaryota; Metazoa; Arthropoda; Arachnida; Araneae; Theridiidae
Source: RefSeq, a predicted model, not a curated record
CUUCUCAUUUACAGACAAAAAGAUGAAACUCAUUGAUGAUGCAAUCUCUUAUUAUCGUGAAAAUACCUGUGUGAGAUUUGUUCCGAGAACUGAUGAAGAGUACUACAUAACGAUAUAUAAUGGAUCUAGAUGUACCUCAUACGUGGGAAAACAGGAGCUUGAUAAACAGCCACAGCCCUUAUCACUCACAGAUGGGUGUGAUUAUGUUGGUACAAUAAUGCAUGAAUUCAUGCAUGCACUUGGAUUCUAUCAUGAGCAUAGCAGAUCUGAUAGAGAUGAAUAUGUUGAGAUCCGCUUAGAAAACGCAGAUGAAAAGAUGCAUGGACAAUUUUUUAAAUUAUCGAAAGCUUUAGAAGUUCGUUAUACUGGAUAUGACUACGACUCCAUCAUGACUUAUGGCAGCAAAUCAUUUUCCAAUAAUGGCAAAGAUACUAUUGUACCCUUACAAAAGGGCGUGGUUCUUGUAGAUGCCUUUAAGAAAUUUAAGAUGACAAAAUCUGACUUAAAAAGAGUCAACAGAAUGUACAAGUGCCAAGUUUAAAUAAUGUUAAUCUUCAUGUACUGCUUAUGAAAGAAAAAUAAAUUGUUAUA